Molecule: messenger RNA, 569 nt
Organism: Impatiens glandulifera
Lineage: Eukaryota; Viridiplantae; Streptophyta; Magnoliopsida; Ericales; Balsaminaceae
Product: probable cytochrome c oxidase subunit 5C-1
Exons: 2
Coding region: 165-359 (64 amino acids)
Source: RefSeq, a predicted model, not a curated record
AAACAAACAGGCCCUAAAGAAGAGAAGAGAAGUUUUAUUCUCCGUAGCCUCUUUCUUCCUUGUUGAUAAAUUUCAUCUUCAACUCCACGCCGUCAAGAGUCAAAAUAUCUUCUCUCCAUCGCCGCCGCCGCCGGAAAAUCCGUUGCUCCGGGCCCUUCGAAAAAAUGUCUGGACCUAGGCUUGCUCAUGCUACUUUGAAGGGACCGAGUGUUGUGAAGGAGUUAGUGAUUGGAUCUGUGCUAGGGUUGUUUUGUGGUGGCUUGUGGAAGAUGCAUCACUGGAAUGAACAGAGGAAGACUAGAGCUUUCUACGAUUUGCUAGAGAAGGGUGAAAUCACAGUCAUUGCCGCAGAGCAAUGAAUUUCUGGUUUUAUAAUAAUUUUUCCAUGAACAGUUUGUGAUUUGAUUGCAGUUGUAAUCUCUGUUUCUGAUCGAAAAACAUAUAACUUCUUGAAUCCCGUUUGAACUUUGGGAAAGAUUCUUAAGUUUAAUGCUGAGAAAAGAAUAAGCUUUUGUAUGGAACAACAACCACCAUAUUCUUCUGCAUAUAUUUUUGUUUUUGGCAAGUUU